Belonocnema kinseyi is the source of this 1990-nucleotide messenger RNA. RefSeq names its product putative aminopeptidase W07G4.4. The record is from RefSeq and is a predicted model, not a curated record. Gene Ontology annotation, molecular function: manganese ion binding; metalloaminopeptidase activity. Gene Ontology annotation, cellular component: cytoplasm. Gene Ontology annotation, biological process: proteolysis. NCBI's taxonomy places the organism in Eukaryota, Metazoa, Arthropoda, Insecta, Hymenoptera, Cynipidae. The transcript is spliced from 9 exons. Bases 174 to 1961 code for a protein of 595 amino acids.
GGUUGUUCCGAGCCUGCGCGGUAACAUGCCGGGUGUCAUACGUUUUGUGCCGGGUGAUCGUUGCAGACGUGUGUACUCACAAGGUUUCUUUGGACAAAGAAAACGGAUCCUUUUCUGUACGCGGGAUCUGACCUGUGGAGAAAAUUUUCUGACCUUUGGAGACAAUUUUCACCAUGAGAGUGGAAUCGAGAUGGAUGCCCUGUCAGUUGAAAGUGGAGCAGAAUAUCUGCAGCUGUGACUACGAUGGAAUAAUUCUGGUGUCAGGAAGUUCUCCAGGAUUUGAUGAGCCUGAACCCUUCAAGACGGUACUUUGCGCGGCAGCUCAAAUCGAUGCAGCUCUUGGCACGAUUGGUGCAGUAUUGUCACUCAAUUUACCAGCUAAAAGGCUUAUUUACAGCCCUACAGGCCCUUUGAACUUGGAUUAUCAUGACGUACGAAGCUUCGGUGAGGCUGCAACGAAGGGAAUCAAAAGAGCGCUAAAGGCAGGAGUGAGAUGUCCGUUGUUAGUCCUUCUUCCGGAUGUUCGAUUCGAAAAUGUUGAACUUGUGACGUUACUGGGUGCCCUGGAGGGCUUAUAUGUGCCUCUUGAAAUCCGAGAGAUAUCACCUGACCGGUGCUAUAAAGCAUGUGAGUUAGGUGUGUGGAGUCCAAUCUGCAGUAAGAAGCUUCAGGGGAUCGUGAAGCUCGCGGCUGCCUUAGAAAGCGGCAGAUACGUCGCAAGGGACAUCGGUGGAGCUGAUCCGGAGAGAAUGGCAGCACCGAGGGUGGAAGAGUAUAUGAUCGAGCUAUUCGCCGGAUCGAACGUUUCCGUUCAGGUGAUCAGCGAUCAAGAUACCCUUCUGCAGGAAUAUCCCCUGUUCUCUUGCGUGAAUCGAGCUGCAUCUGUGGUACCACGACAUGCUGGCAGAAUCAUCUUUUUAACUUAUGAGCCACGAAACCCUACUUGCAUCCUGGAAACUCUUCUACUGGUUGGAAAAGGCGUCACGUAUGAUACGGGCGGUGCUGAUAUCAAGUACGGAGGCAAGAUGGCUGGAAUGUCACGAGACAAAUGCGGGGCAGCCGCCGCUGCAGGAUUUAUGCAAGUCGUAAACUUGUUACAACCACCGACGAUAAAGGUCGUCGCGGCAUUGUGCGUCGUGAGGAACAGCGUCGGCGAAAAUUGCUAUGUUUCAGACGAAGUGAUUACUGCCAAGUCAGGUGUGAGAGUUCGAAUCGGAAAUACUGACGCUGAAGGCCGCAUGGCAAUGGCCGAUGCACUUUUUCACAUUAAAGAAAUGGCACUCUGUUCAGUAAAUCCACACAUCUUUACCAUCGCUACACUUACUGGCCAUGCAGUUCUUUCAGCGGGUACAGGAUACUCCGUGGUCAUGGAUAAUGCAGUUGCAAGACAGGUCAGCAACGGACAGAAGCUCCAAGCUUCUGGUGAAGCCAUGGGAGAUCCCUUCGAAGUCUCUCGUUUACGCAGGGAGGAUUUCAAAUUUCAUGAAGGUCGCGCUGAGGGUGACGAUGUUAUUCAAGGAGUCAGCAAAUCAAGUUCCCAAUUGGAAAGAGGACACCAGGGUCCAGCAGCUUUUCUCAUUAUUGCAUCUGGUCUCGACAAGCACGGAGCUUGCAGCUGCUCACCGUUGAAAUAUACCCACAUUGAAAUCUCAGGCCACCUUCCAUUACCUCAUCACCUAUCAUAUUCCGGCAAUCCUGUCCUGGCCCUUUCUUUCUGUUACCUGAUACAAGAAAAGUGUCUUAUAGUUCAAAAUGAUGUGCCUUUUGAGAUGCAGUAUAUUUUCGAGGUGAAUCCAAAGCUUGGAUAUGUCCCACCUUGUCAACUCUCUGACGAAUCAGAAACUUGUCCAAAAGGCAAUGUUCGAAAUUGCAAAAAUGCAUGCCAACCUACUUAUCCUUCUUCAGAAUCAAGUGAACCAAUGUGUACUUCUAAUGUGAAGAGAAAUGAGUUGCGUUAUUGAGGCUAUCUGGGAAUUUCGCUGUUAAGUAU